This is a messenger RNA of Marchantia polymorpha subsp. ruderalis, 2265 nucleotides long. The record is from the annotation of a GenBank genome assembly. NCBI's taxonomy places the organism in Eukaryota, Viridiplantae, Streptophyta, Marchantiopsida, Marchantiales, Marchantiaceae.
UGCGCUGCAGGGGCUGCUUCGUGGUCGUCGGGUCUCGUCUCGUCUGGUCUCGGCGGGGCUCGCUGGCGUUCAAGAGGAGAGGCCAGCACGGGCGGUCCAUUUAUUGUUCGCGACCGAGGAUUGACGAGCAGCAGAAACGCAGGGCGGAAUCGCAAUUUUGUAGGUGGGCUCCUUAAUUGUGCGUUAAGUUUAGUCGUCGGUUGGGUUCGAUCGAAUAAUCGAAGCGAAGCGAGGCGAGAGCGCGCGCACUCUCCAGUGUCUCUCGUCUCUUGUCUCUCAUCUCUCGUCUCCUCUCGACUGCACGAGAUGGAAAGCGGGCGGAGAUCCGAGCGAGGAGGGGCAGCGUGCAAGUAUUAAGCCCCGACGGUGGGCACGAAUGCGGCCACGGGGAAAGUGAAAGCGAAAGCGAAAGUAGGCGGGUCGAUCCGCAAGCGCAGAGAAGCGGUGUGACAGGUCGAGAGGCAGCCACACAGACGGGCGCACGCACAGUCGCAGAGGGAGGACGGGGAGGGAGUGCGAGGGCGGAGGACGAGGACGAGGAAGAAGAAGAGGAAGAGAGGAGAGGAGGGUGAGUAGGGAUUCGACGAGAUGGAGAGUCAGGGGAGUUUGGCGCUGAUGUGGAACGAGUCUCCGCUUUUAUGGAGGUCGGUGUAUGUGUUCAUCGCGGUGUAUUUGUUCGGGUACUUCGUGGUGUUCAGGAACUGGAAGGGCAGGCCGAGGUACGAUGCAGCGAGUUGCGGCAUCUCGCUGCUGCACGGGACGCUGGUGGCAGUUCUGGCAGCGCGGGACCUGUGGACGGCGGAAUGGAAGCUUGAUGCGCCCAACACCGACAUGCAGAACAAGAUCAUGGAGUACAGCAUGGCCUACUUCAUCGUGGACCUGAUCAAUUACAUGUACGCCGCGCCCGACGACUUCCUCUUCAUCGGGCACCACAUCGCCACCUUCACCUACAUGUACACCUGCCACUACAUCACGGGCCAUGGUGCCACCUCCGUCAUGUGCCUCAUUGCCGCCGGCGAGGCCACCAGCCCCGUGCAGAAUGUCUGGACUCUCGCAAGAAUGGCUCGCGCCGACUCUCCGCGCGCCAAGCGCAUCUACACCUCGCUCUCCCCGUUCUUCACCUUCUACUUCACUCUCGUGCGCGGCAUUUUUGGGCCCUAUUUGAUUUAUGAGCUCGGCCGAUUCUACCUCUUCGGCAAGGCCGACGCCGUCGUGCCCCGGUGGUUGGCCUACUGCUGGAUGUUCAAGAUAUCGUUCGGGAUCUUCGGGAGCCUGAUGUGGGUCUACAAGCUCUGGGUUGGAUUGAUCAAAUUCUACGGCAACCGGGAUAAGAAGCCAGUCGAGGAAGAAACGAAGAAAGCUAUCUAAUCCUCGCCCCGCCAAUCUCCACUUCGUAGAUCUGCGGCGUCAAUUCCCCGGCGGUCGAGGACCUCGUCCAGUCGCGCGCUUUUCGCACCUCCGACCUCGAGAUUCUCCUCUGCCAUGCAUUCAAUUGGCCGGCGGCCUCGCUGCGAUUCUGCCAUCUUCACGGACGACCCCCGGCCGCAGACGUCCCCCCGCCCCGUGAACUCUAGGGUUAGUAGGUUCCCCAGAGCUCCGCGCUCUGUUUUCCACCGUAGGACGUUUUGUCUACCCUCCCGUAGGUGUCCCUCCUGGAUUUGUCGACGCCUGGUGCCUGUUCUGCUGCUGGCUUAGGUCCCGAAGCGCAUGGGGAACGAGACGAAGACGACGACGACGACUGCCCUGUGAGCACUGCCGAAUGUGUUGCGGAGAAUCGGAAGAAGGCCUUGCAGUGCAUAGCGUCGAUGCUCUUUCGUGGAAGCUGGUGAUGGGGAGUGAGUGUCGAGUCUCGGGAGGGCACUUUUCGCCAGUCGUCGAGAGAUUUUUGUACAGACAGACAGACCGACCUAGAUUUGGUUUGCUGGCACCGCGCAGUUGGGAAAUUUGUGAAAGAGAAUUGUUCAGUUUCCUGGACCUUGUUCGCAUGUCGUUGGUUGUCGUUGUCGUCAUUUAAGUGUGGUGUAGAAGAGCUCGACCCAGGCUCCCAGUGGCUCUCUCUCUCUCUUUCUCUAUCUCUCUCUCUCUCUUUUCUUCGUUUUUGCGAGGCUGAGCCCUCUGAACGUGGUGCGGGGGUGCUGCUGCUGCUGCUCUUGCCUGCCUGCCUGAGCACCUUCUCCUCUCAGUAGCUUCGUGAACGUACAUUUGUUGUCGGCUAGGAUGGAGCGAAAAUUUUAAUCAUGAUGGUUGACCUUCUCUUCUGUUGAC